Messenger RNA from Echinostoma caproni, 1602 nucleotides. NCBI's taxonomy places the organism in Eukaryota, Metazoa, Platyhelminthes, Trematoda, Plagiorchiida, Echinostomatidae. The record is from the annotation of a GenBank genome assembly.
CUUGUUCCAAAUACUGUUCAAUCUCGAGAAUCACCUGCUCCGGAAUUCACCAGUUCGAUGGAUCUCAGCCGAGCGGAGACCUAUCCUUGUUCUGACGUUCGUCGUUGGACCAAACCCACAGUCGGUCAGACAACGCCGCGCCAUGAGUUAGUCACAGCUAGAGCGAUUUCACGUCUGAGCCACAGCGUCGCCCAAUUAAGUGCCAGUAGCAAUGGCAGCAGCCACAAUAACCACUCCACAGCCCGAUGCAAUUCCCGCAUAAAAGGUGGGAAGCAUGCUCCCAGUCAGCACUCCUCUCCCAGGUCACUUGCUACUUCUGGGUCAACCGGAACAAAAUCGAGCACUGCACAUAGCACUCGAGACGAUAUACACAAAAGAACGGUUACCGGAGCGAAGCGCAAGUGGGAAUCAGACAGUCGGGGGUCACAUAUUGCCAUGGAUGUGGAUCAGCACAUUUCUGAAACACCAAGAACCGAUGCUUCAGCUGUUAUUAUUCCAACAGGCUCUGUGGCUCAGCGACACACUCUAACUCCAGCGGAUAAGAUCUCGGUUAUAUCCGAGCCAGUGGGUCAUGAUUCGUCUUCUUGCUCAUCAAUGCACUCCAUCUCCUCCUCAUCGUCGCCGUCAAAUCAUAGUCCUUCCGGAUCUUCAUCGGAAGAGAACGAAGCAGAUGCGGAGGGAGAUGGCGAUGAAAGUGGCUCUCACUCGCGCUAUACUUCACCCGCACACAGUCGAACCUCCAUGAGUCCGUUUGGAGUCCCAGGUCCACGCAAAUCCUCCCAUGUCAUCAGUUCAGCCAUUCCACAGAGUAAGCGGGGUCCCCGCACCUCCCGCGGUUCGGUGUGCGGUGGGGAUUCAUCGGAUGACCUGGCGAAUGACGAACAAAGUGAUUUUCCCACCGACGAAUUCCUAUCUCCACGAUGUCGUACAUCGGUUCCAAAAGCUCCAUCCUUAGGCUCAUACCGGGGCGCGGUGCCUCGUCCAGCUAGGUCUACCAGCCAUUCUCGUCGUCAUCAUCCGUCGCGACACUGUCCGACAGCGUGGAAAUUGACCGCGUCCACAUUCCCCUCAGGUUCUCCCGAUCCGACAGAAAUGGACUCAGAGUGGGAGGAAAUUAUGCAGGGAACGUGGCCAUUGCUAAGUCAUCGUGCUCGUUUAGACUAUCUACAAGGAGUGGCUUGGGCCGGCUCGCGUUGUACCAGGUCGUCUGCCCCUGAUGUGGAUCCACAUCGAAUUGAUUUCGUCCCCUCCAGAUUGAACGAGGUACAUACUAAUCAGGCCGGUUCGAACAUAUCGAACUGUAAAACCCUGCCCACUCCACCAUGGGUUAAUGCCGAGACGCGGUACAAUAUGAGGAUACCGCUUUCCGACGAUCUCAACUUACAAGCAAUGGACUCCAGUCCAGACGGACAUGCAACUCGUGCUGGCUUCGGAUCCCGUGCUCCAUUGGAAUCUAACGCGGAACCCAUAUCCCAGACCAACUCCGGCCACAAACUGCUUCAAAAGCUAGGCUGGGAACCAGGUACCGGGUUGGGGCGCACCCAUCAAGGUAUGCUUGAUCCAGUUGGAUGCAUGAAAUUUAACGAAAUGAGCCAUCCCUAG